GUAUCCACAGUAGGUCGGUCCCCUGAACUCCCGCGCUAUUGAGCAGUGACAAGUGUUCACUCGGUUUGUAUACUUGAUCCCAAUCCAUUCGAUUGCUACCGACCACUCUCGCAUGUCAAGUGUCAAAAUAAAUACUCAUCCGCGUGCGAUUCUUCACUUUUUUGAGAGCUAAUUUAUUGAGUGCGCUACAUCCAACCCCUUCUCGAAGCUGUUGAGUUCAAGUGAGACGACAAUUGUACCGUGAGAGGGUACCACUCGGGCCGAACAACAACCGGUAAAUAUGUGCAACAGUGGUGCUUCUGGCAGUAUUCCGAGUGGAUCAAUUCUCACGGGGAACCUCGUGCCCCCGUUGACCAGCUACGAUGAGUACUACGACUCGAGCUGGCAGCUCAUUCCGCCGGAUUAUGGAGCGACCGAGGAGGAGAUUUUGGAUAGUAUGAAAAUCCCUCCCAGUCAUCGAUCGGGCUUCAACAUCAACGAUAUUCUGGAACUCAACAGUCAUAACGUCCACAACAGCAAAGAGUACACUCACGCACAUCUUCUGCAACAUUCUGUCCAUUCGACAACGUCUUCCAGCAAUCAGCUGUCACGGAGAGACCCUGCGGAGUAUUCCUCCCAACAGCAGCAGCAGCAGCAGCAGCAGCAACACGAUCAGAAGCAAAACCAUCUGGUGCCAUAUGAGAGUUCCAGUGGGUACAUCCCGUUACAAACGGUGGUGAACGCAUCAUCACUACAACCUCCAGCAUACAGUGAUUUACCUCCAUAUUACCACCACUCGCAUCAUUUAUUCCCGCCAGGAGGGGAUCCAUCUGGCAGUGUAGCCGGAUCUUCUUCAAGAGCGACGUGGAUCUAUGACAACGUUAACAAUGACUACAUUCCUACUGUGAUUCAGCAAAGCAACGAGCCAAACGUUCACCAGCAGGUAAAUCCAGACAGUACUUCAUCUGUUGCGGAAAUGUGUUCCUACACCACCAUAGGCAACUGCAGCACAGCCGUUAUCGAACCAUCUGAACGGUUGACAGCGCAGGAAGAACGCCGUGGCGCAACCGACUGCAACAACAACACUUGUGACGGAGAAUCACUGAACGACGACAGCAUUGAGGUCGGCAAUUCCGGUGACGACCGACCGGGUAGUGACAGCGGGGCGACAGGGGUAGAUACCACCGCCGGUCAGAAAAAACGAAAACGCCGCAUUCUGUUCUCCAAAUCUCAGACGUACGAACUGGAACGGCGCUUCAAACAGACUCGAUACUUAUCCGCUCCCGAGCGGGAGCAUUUGGCCAGCAUGAUCCACCUGACGCCGACGCAGGUUAAAAUCUGGUUCCAGAACCAUCGUUACAAAACCAAGCGGGCUCAGAGUGAAAAGAUUCCAACUUUCAGCCAUCAACACCAACAACUCGGGAGUUCACCGAAGCGGAUAAACGUGCCGGUGUUGGUGCGGGACGGGAAGCCCGUGUCACUAGCGGCAGGGGAACCAGGAACGGUGCCGAGCGGUGGACCCCAAAAUCAGCAGCAACAGUCGUUGCUCGGGGCGGCCGGAAGUCUGCAUUCGCUCGCGGUGGAGAGCUGUGCAGCCAUGGGAUUCGCGUAUCAUCAGCAGGCUGGUGGGCAAAGGAUUCUGCAGAACCAUUGUGGGACAGCCGGACCGCGCUGGUGGCCCAGCGGAUGCUGAGAUAAUUUGUGAUAAACUUUGGAUAAAUAAUUACCUGGGUUGCGUUCUGUUUAAGUA
Toxorhynchites rutilus septentrionalis is the source of this 1729-nucleotide messenger RNA. RefSeq names its product homeobox protein vnd-like. Lineage: Eukaryota; Metazoa; Arthropoda; Insecta; Diptera; Culicidae. Gene Ontology annotation, biological process: cell differentiation; regulation of transcription by RNA polymerase II. The transcript is spliced from 4 exons. Gene Ontology annotation, molecular function: DNA-binding transcription factor activity, RNA polymerase II-specific; RNA polymerase II cis-regulatory region sequence-specific DNA binding. Gene Ontology annotation, cellular component: nucleus. The record is from RefSeq and is a predicted model, not a curated record. Bases 281 to 1672 code for a protein of 463 amino acids.